Molecule: messenger RNA, 834 nt
Organism: Asterias rubens (European starfish)
Lineage: Eukaryota; Metazoa; Echinodermata; Asteroidea; Forcipulatida; Asteriidae
Product: 1-phosphatidylinositol phosphodiesterase-like
Exons: 3
Coding region: 1-834 (277 amino acids)
Biological process (GO): lipid metabolic process
Molecular function (GO): phosphoric diester hydrolase activity
Source: RefSeq, a predicted model, not a curated record
AUGGCACGUGUCAUGCUAUUAAUUAUGCCAGCAACCUUUGACCAUCCACACCGGAAGCAUGGAGUGAUGGAGGUAGAAUGCCGGAAUUAUAAAGAUGUUGGCUAUAGUCCAGUCGACACAUCACGGUGGAUGUCGACAAUUAGUGAUGAUCGUCAAACGUCAGAUCUGUCACUACCAGGAACCCAUGAGUCCAUGAGCCUAUAUGGUGGUUGUUGGGCACAAUGUCAGUCAUGGUCCUUAGCCACCCAGUAUAAUGCUGGAGUUCGCUUUGUCGACAUACGUUGUCGACAUUUCAACAAUAGCCUGCCAAUCCACCAUGGUGUCAUUUACCAACAUGCUAAUUUUGAUGACGUGUUAAAGACAACCAUAGCUUUCUUGGAUGCUCAUCCGACGGAAAUCAUCUUUAUGCGUAUUAGGGAGGAGUACCUACCCAAAAAUAACACUACAACUUUUGCAGAGGCUGUACAGACUUGUGUAAAUAAAUAUCCACCAGAAAGAUUGUGGUGUGGGGAUAGUAUCCCCCGAGUAGGAGAGGCAAGAGGUAUGCUUGUGGUACUCAGGAACUAUUACGGUUCAGCUACCUUUGGAUUACCGUACGGUGACUUAGAUAUUGAAGAUCGGUGGGUCAUUCCAAGUCUUCUGCCAAGAGAUAUUACAACAAAGUGGAACAGUGUACGGAGCCAUCUGGAAAAGGCUCAGCAGGGAUCCAGAAGUACGCUGUAUCUAACAUACAGCAGUGGAGCGAGUGCCCUUGCUUGCCCAUGCGCAGUAUCUAGGCAACUCAACUCACUUCUUGCCAAGUUCUUUCAUGGGCAGGCAAGAUCCACACAUUGA